Molecule: messenger RNA, 1092 nt
Organism: Asparagus officinalis (garden asparagus)
Lineage: Eukaryota; Viridiplantae; Streptophyta; Magnoliopsida; Asparagales; Asparagaceae
Product: myb-related protein 2-like
Exons: 7
Coding region: 49-873 (274 amino acids)
Molecular function (GO): DNA binding; DNA-binding transcription factor activity
Source: RefSeq, a predicted model, not a curated record
CGCAUCCGCUAGGUGAAGAAGCAAGGGGGGUGGGAGGGGUCGCAGGAAAUGUCUAAUGAAACCGAUGACCAUGGACUGGCUCUGUCAGCUACUGACGCCAAGCCUCGUCUGAAAUGGACCCGGCAGCUUCACCAACAUUUUGUCGAGGCUGUUUCCGAGCUAGGAGGACCUGAAAGGGCUACUCCGAAAUCAGUUAUGCGGAUUAUGCGGAUUCCUGGGAUAACGCUUUACCAUCUGAAGAGCCAUUUGCAGAAAUACAGACUGGCAAAGAGCAGAGAGAGUAAGGCGGGCAGCAACACUGAAGGCAUCAUGGCUGCAGAUUACAGGCCAAGGGAGGAUGUAGUUCGGUAUGUGGAUGAGAGUAAAACCCAACCACAGUUCCAUAACUCCACCACCAUGUUAAAUCGCCAGAUGGAGGUCCAGAGGAGAUUACUAGAACAAAUUGAGGUGCAGAAACACCUGCAGCUGAGGAUAGAAGCUCAAGGGAAGUACUUGCAGUCAGUGCUGAAGAAAGCCCAAGAAACACUGGCCGCCUAUACCUUCAGCUCUUCCGCGCAGGCGGAAGCGGCGGACGCCGGGGCCGAAUGCCCGAGCUUGUUAUUCUCGGUUCCUCGUCAAUUUCUGAAUGCUGAGUGCUCCACAGAGAGUUGCUUAACCUGUUCGGAGAGAGAGGAGGAGUUGAAAAAUGAUGGGAAGCGGAGUAACGCUGAGACUAGUGAAUGUUCAAACAGUUGGAGUCCUGACGAAUCAAAUGAGAGCAAUCCUUGUUAUGGAGGUGGUGUUUCUGAGGGAACAGUUGAGAGAAGGAGAAGAGUGCAUCAAAUGGAGCGCGCUACCGUCUUUGGGCCAGAAGGGAUUGACCUCAACAGAUAGUGAGGUGCGUAGAAAGAAAGGACUCGAGAUUCAGGGGCUGGGGAAUAAUAAUAAUAAUUAAUUAAAAGGUAAAAGAAAAAAAAAAGAAAAAAAAAGGGCUUUGUUGGCAUUAGAGGGAACAAUUUCCUCUUGUUCUCUCUGAAAGGCAUGGAUCAUGACGCAGAGAGAGAGAGAGAGAGAGGAUCUUUGAGACUAGUGGCUGUUUUCAGCGAAAGUUGU